Myotis daubentonii (Daubenton's bat) is the source of this 3771-nucleotide messenger RNA. RefSeq names its product adenosine deaminase tRNA specific 3 (gene ADAT3). The record is from RefSeq and is a predicted model, not a curated record. Gene Ontology annotation, molecular function: tRNA-specific adenosine-34 deaminase activity. The transcript is spliced from 2 exons. Bases 2675 to 3739 code for a protein of 354 amino acids. Gene Ontology annotation, cellular component: cytoplasm; nucleus. NCBI's taxonomy places the organism in Eukaryota, Metazoa, Chordata, Mammalia, Chiroptera, Vespertilionidae.
GUGGGGCGAGGGCGGCCGCGGGGGACUUGGCUGAGGGGGACGCCGGCCGCGCUGGGGCGAGGGGGCGACCGCGCCGAGCUCGCGCGCGCCUCGGGCGGACCGGGGGAGCGUCGCGUGUGCGCGUGCGCGUGCGCACAGGCCAACCCAGCUCCUGGCGCCCAUCCUCCUUCUGCGCUUGCGUGCGCCCCUGAAGCGUGGUGAUCAGACCCCGUGUGUCCAGCUGUUUCCGGCGCGCCCUGCCCCCGAAUCCUCAGGGCCUGCCCCUGCCACCAGGCUGCGGGUUGACCUGCCUCUUGUGCGCUUUGGGCGAAGCUCCCUAAUCUUGACAUACAUGCUAAACAUUGGUGGUCCUUCUGCUCUUACAGGAAGUGUGAGUUCUCAAGGCCUUUUCUUACCCCGACCGCGGGGUAAGAGGUCUCUCCCAAACCCAACAGCCCAAGGUUCUCCAACUCUUAUUGCGCAGAAGGCCCACUUGUAGGGUGUCGGGUCUAGCAGACGCUCAGGGCGACCCAUUAAAUUCUAAUUUCACUAACGAAUAAUUUUUUUUAGUAUGUCCCCAAAAUUGCAUGGGACACACUUAUACUAAAAAAUUCCCCCCCUCAUCUAGAAUUCGAAUUUAAUGGUAGCCUACGUGUUAUCUGGCGACUGCACUCCAUUAGGAAGUUUGUUAGAAAUGCAGAUUUCGGCCCUCUCCUCUUUGUAGAGCCAGGACCUCGAAACUGCGUUAGGAACUGUGGGUGCCUCUGAGGCUCCAGCACUCAGGUCCCCUUACUGCUCAGGUCUCCCUACCCUCCUUGCCUGGCUUCCAGGCCCAGCUCUGAAGAGCCCUCCUGCUGCCACAGACAGGGCACAGGGCCCUCGAGGGGCUGUGGGAUUGUUCAUCAAUCCAGGACAGUUCUCUUGGCCUCGCUCACUUUCUGCCCCUGCCCCCCUGCGUGGUGAUGAUGGAUCCCCAUUUCCCAGAGGGGAAAGCUGCAAUGGGGGUGAGUCAGGCAGUCUGGUCAGGACACAGCCAGGUGCAGGCUCUGGCCUUCCUAAUCCAAGGGUAAAAGAAGGCCUCUUGUUUGAGAUUUACAUUGUCACCUGCAGAGCCUGACGCAGCUCACUGAAGAAGCACCGUUUACCAAGUCCCUCCUAACGCCAGAGUCCACGCAUCCUGGGACCCCAGGGCCACGGCCCUCCUCUCCCCCAGCCCGCUCUGCCCAGUGUUGCCAGGAAUUCCGGCACACAGCUGUUUUCCAGUUUGGUGCCUUGGGGCAGCAGGUAGUCUUAAGCUGCUGAGGGGCCUUGCAGUUAGGGAUCCAUCUCCCUGGUCCACUAGACCAGGGGUCCUCAAACUUUUUAAACGGGGGGCCAGUUCACUGUCCCUCAGACCGUUGGAGGGCCGGACUAUAGUUUAAAAAAAAAACUAUGAACAAAUUCCUAUGCACACUGCACAUAAUCUUAUUUUGAAGUAAAAAACCAAAACGGGAACAAAUACAAUAUUUGUAUUUGCAUGUGGCCCGCGGGCCGUAGUUUGAGGACCCCUGCACUAGAUCCUCCAAGAUCUGCCAGUGCAGUUGAGCGCUUCUGGCCCUGGACAGUUGGCACCCGGGGCAGAGGCACCACUACCAUAAGUGUGACCAGGUUGUCUGCCUCCCCCUGGAGACCAGAGCACAGAGGGUUUUAGGAGGCAACUAUCGCUGCAGGCAGAGGAGAUGGACGCACCCAGGGAAGGGACUGAGCUGGGCAGGACCCUGUGGGGGAGGGCUGUAAGGGGAGUCGGGGUGCCGUACUUAAGAUCCCUGGAUGUGUUUAAGCAAAAAUGAGCGGUUUGUGUUUGUAGGGGGACUGGCAUUCCCCGCGGGGCUUUCGGGAUGGGGGCUCGGGUUCCCUCUGUGGAACCUGUUUAUUUCUCAUCUGUAGAGUGGGCUCAGGACCUCUGUCUCGCAGAGGGACUCGGAAAGCAGUCGGUGAGCUGGUGAGCAGCAGCUGUGUGCCCUGGUCAAGAGCCUCCACUCGGAGCCUGGUCUUGUCCUGUAGAAAGGGGACAGUCCCACAUUCUCGCUACCAGGUCGUUGGGAGGAGUAGGGGAGCCCAUUGGUGAGAGCGUGAGGACAUGGUAUUCCGUAAAAGCAACUGUCUUCCGACAUGCUGGGCCUUGUUUGGGGUCUGCUGACCUAGUGGCUCGCCAGGUGUCCUUUCCUCUCCCCAUUUUCUCUCGUAGCAGUUUUAUUGAGAUACAGUUCACAUACCGUGUAGUCCACUCAUUUAAAGUGUACAUUUUAGUGGUUUUUAGUAUAGUCGCAGGGUUGUGGAAUGUCAUCACUAUCUGACUCCAGACAAUUCCAUCCCUCCUGUCCGCAUUAGCAGUCACCCUCACCUACCUCCCCAGCCCCUGGUAAUCAGGGAUCUACUUCCUGUCUCUGUGGAUUUGUUUGUUCUGAACAUCUUCCAUAAAUGAAAUCACAUACUGUAUGGCCUUUUGUGUCUGGCUUCUCUCACGAGCAUCAUGUGUUCAAGGUCCUUCUGCCCUGUGAUGAGUGUCAGAGCCUCAUUCCUUUUCAUGGCUGAGUAAUAUUCCAGUGUAUUCACGGGCCACAUUGUGUUUAUCAUCGGUUGGUGGGCACCCAUUGCAUCCACCUUUUGGCUGUUGUGAAUCCUGCUGCUGUGAACACUCGGAGCCCUGCCAAGGAUGGAUCCCCUGGGCUGCACGGAGCAGUGUGAGAAUAAGAAGGCCGAGGGCCCAAAUCGAGAGCCUGCGCUGUGGCAAGUCCUUCCUGUUCUGUCCGAGCAGCAGUCCAGGGACGUGGAGCUGGUGCUGGCCUACGCCGCACCCAUCCUCGACAAGCGCCAGACUUCACGUCUCCUCAAGGAGGUGUCAGCCGUCCACCCACUGCCUGCACAGCCUCACCUUAAAAGGGUUCGCCCGAGCCCUGAUGCUGGCCGUCCACACGUGCUGGAGAUGCUGCUCUGCCUGGCAGGGCCCGCUGCAGGCACUCGAUCGCUGGCUGAGCUCCUCCCACAUCCGGCAGUGGAUCCCCGAGGCCUGGGACAGCCCUUCCUGGUGCCUGUGCCUGCCUGGCCACCCCUGACCAGGAGCCAGUUUGAGGAGGCGCGUGCCCAUUGGCCCACAUCCUUCCAUGAGGACAAGCACGUGACCCGUGCCCUGGCUGGGCAACUUUUCUCAGCACAGGAGCAGGCUGAGAUGCAGGGCCACAUGGAGCGGGCUAUACGGGUGGCGCAACAGGCGGCUACCAGGGGCCUGAGGGCUGUGGGGGCUGUGGUAGUGGACCCGGCCUCAGGCCGGGUACUGGCCACGGGCCAUGACUGUAGCAGCUCAGCCAGCCCCCUGCUGCAUGCCACCAUGGUGUGCAUUGACUUGGUGGCCCAGGGCCAGGGUCAAGGCACCUAUGACCUCAGGCCCCACCCGGCUUGUUCCUUCACCCCAGCCUCAGCCUCCCAGGGUGUCCAGGCCAUCUCUCUGCGCACACUGGAUAAGGACAUGGACGUGGAUGAUAACGGCCUCCCCUAUGUGUGCACCGGCUACGACCUCUACAUUACCCGCGAGCCCUGUGCCAUGUGCGCCAUGGCCCUGGUGCACUCCCGUGUGCAGCGUGUCUUCUAUGGGGCACCCUCUCCUGAUGGUGCCCUGGGCACCCGCUUCCGCAUCCAUGCGCGCCCUGACCUCAACCACCGUUUCCAAGUGUUCCGGGGUGUGCUGGAGGCCCAGUGCCGCCAGCUGGACCCCGACACGUAGGUGCCAAGCUUCCUGGCUCCAGACUGACUGUU